Messenger RNA from Tachysurus fulvidraco (yellow catfish), 3464 nucleotides. RefSeq names its product target of myb1 membrane trafficking protein (gene tom1). The record is from RefSeq and is a predicted model, not a curated record. Gene Ontology annotation, molecular function: clathrin binding; phosphatidylinositol binding; ubiquitin binding. Gene Ontology annotation, biological process: signal transduction. Gene Ontology annotation, cellular component: endosome; membrane. The coding region runs from base 147 to 1562 and encodes 471 amino acids. The transcript has 16 exons. Lineage: Eukaryota; Metazoa; Chordata; Actinopteri; Siluriformes; Bagridae.
GAUGUCGCGUCUCCUUUAAAUGAUGACGUAACCUCGCCGAGUUUCCAGUUCGCCGGGUGAAACCCCUUUUAAACACGGGAGUGUUUGUUUUUUUUCGCUGCCGUGAGGUAUUCUUCAAAAAACCUGAUACCGACUUCACAGACAAUAUGGAGUUUUUAACAGGAAACCCUUUCUGUACACCUGUAGGACAGCGAAUAGAAUAUGCCACAAGUUUGCAGUCAGAAGACUGGGGACUCAAUAUGGAGAUCUGCGACAUCAUAUGUGAGACAGAAGAUGGCCCUAAAGAUGCAGUCAGAGCAAUAAAAAAGAGGAUUGUGGGGAACAGAAAUUUUAAAGAGGUCAUGAUGGCAUUAACAGUUUUGGAGGCCUGUGUGAAAAACUGUGGCUACAGGUUCCAUGUCCUUGUGUCUACCAGAGAGUUUGUAGAAGGGGUUUUGGUCCGAACUAUUUUACCUAGAAACGAGCCUCCUUUGGUUGUUCAUGACAGAAUACUGAGUAUCAUACAGGCCUGGGCCGAUGCAUUCCGUAGCUCCCCAGAUUUAACUGGUGUAGUUUGUGUGUAUGAAGAUCUCCGAAGGAGAGGAACAAUGUUCCCUGUGGCCGAGUUGUGUAGUCCAAUACACACCCCUAACAAGCGUUUUUUUCCUCCGAACGAAUGUGAGGCUCCUCUCUCACCCACACACCAAGCUCAGACCCAACAGCAGACAAACACUCCCUGGCAAAACACAGAGGGUCCAAUCACCUUAUCACCUGACCAGGUGAAAAAGUUGACGUCUGACCUGGAAACAGUUUACAGUAACCUUAAAGUGAUGUCAGAAAUAAUUAGCCAGAAGUUUCCUGGGUGCAAUCAGCAGUCAAAUACAGAUCUCCUGAAGCAGUUGUACCUCACAAGUAAAGAGAAGCAGGACCAAAUAGUUCAUCUCAUUCCCAGAUUAACUGACGAGAAGCUGGUAGGGCAGCUGCUGGUUGCUAAUGAUGACAUGAACACAACCUUUACAGAAUAUCACAGUUUUGAGAAACGUCUUGACAGGCAGAAUUCUAAACAAUCGGGUGCCAACCUCAUUGACCUUGAAGCUCCCUGUAAACCAUUAAGCCAAUCACAACUGGAAACUCCUUUGUGUGAACCAAUCAGUCAAACAGUCAGCAGUCUGUCAACUCAUAUGUCUCAUCUGAGCACAUACGAUCAGGAUAUUAUUCAGAGAUCUAAUUCAUCAGAGAAGCUUGAAGAUGGGGAGAGUCAGAAAAGCCCUGUAUUAGAUGAACUCGCAGCAGGAAGCAGUCAGCUACACAGUGCUGGAGGGGAUAACAGCCCAGACUCCAGCCUCCUUGGCUCCUCACCUCAGUUUUAUUGGAUGGUGGAAAAGGGAAUGAUUCCUGUCAAUCAGAGCGAAGUGAUGGACAAUAUUGAACAGUGGCUUGAUGAAGAUGAUGAUGAUGACUUGGCAGAUGGAGGUGUCACUAGUGAAGAGUUUGAAAGGUUUUUGGCAGGCAGAGCGAAAGCAGCCGAGCGUCUUCCCUCUGUGAAACCUUCAUCUAAUGACCGCCUGCCCUCACAACCAUAGUUCUUUACAGGAGCACAGUUAUCCACCCACCAUCAACAAUCUGUAGCAAGUGGAUUGGUUUGUACCAUUGUGCUUUAAGUAAGGGGAUUGAUGUUUUAUUUAUAUGAUUUUGUAUCAUCUGUCCUUUUUUGUACAUUUUUUUAAACUAUGGGGUCAAGACAUUGUUUUAAUCUGGUUUAUAUUAUUUUGGGGGUUUUUCCCACAUGGUUACCUUCUUCCUAGCUCCCCAAAAACAUGCUGCAUCGACUGUAAAUUACCUCUAUGUGAGAAUGAUUUGUGAAUGUGGUUCCCGUUCCAUUACAAUGGGUGGGUGGUUGAAUGGAUGAAUGAGUGGGAGUUUGGAUUGAUGGGUAGAUGGAUACACAAAUGGAUGGCGUGGAUAUGGAUGGAUGGAUGGAUGGAUGGAUGGAGUGAGCAGGAGGAUGGAUGAGAGGGGUCUAUGGCAAUGGCUGCCAACUCUAGUCAUUGUCAUCUGCAAGUGGAGCUCUACAUUUACAUUUACAGCAUUUGGCAGACGCCCUUGUCCAGAGCGAAGUACAUAAGUGCUUAAAUCUCUAACAUUGAAUACAUUAAUGCUGGUUCACUAGGUUACAUACUUAAGAUACCAUGAGUUUAAAAGAUUUGUUCAAAGUUACAAUGAAAGUUGUUUUUUUUUUUUUUUUUUAAAUGCAAAAGAUAAGGAAAGAAGUGCUAGUUGAAGUGUUUCCUGAAUAAGACACACAUCUAGGCACAUCUGCUCUAACACACAUCUAGGCACAUCUGCCAAGAAGUGUUGCGUAACAGGCUACAUGCAGUCUGAAUUAUGUCUGAUUAUAACGUAUGGAUUCUUUAUAAAAUACACAUGAUCAAACUAGUUACUUUUUUAACUUAUUACUUUUAAGUGGUUACACUUUUAUUUCGAAUGCCCAUAAAUUGUCUGACUGUUACUAAUAUCGAAGAUUUACACUUUAUCACAUAUUGCUUUCCUAUUUAUUUAUAUGUAUAUAACUCCCCAUAUGAUUCUAGCAAUCUCAGCUAGACAGUUCAUAACAGAAGGCAGUGAAGCACGUAAACGUACAUGCCUAGCUUCACGUUGCACUAGUGUACCCUUGGGUACUAGAUUGUAAAGUUUUGAGCUGAUUCUGAUUGUAUAGAUUGGUGUUUAGAUUAAAAACUUUAACAAAGCACAAAGUUAAUUUUAAAAACUGACACUGUUCAGGGAAUGUUACAUACGAGAUGCACUUUAGACCUCAAUCUUAUGAUCAUGAAAUCCUACUUGUUUGGUAAAUCUUAGAUGGUUAACUAGCAGUUAACUAGCCAACUAGCUGGUCCAUAUUUUAUUUAAUUAUGUUAUGUUAAGAUGUUCAACAUUACAGCUACUUUGUAGAAUUUGUGGUUAUAGUAAAAAAAAAGGGGGGGGGGUGUGAAUAAGCACUUGAUGAAUCCUGUAAUUUUAUUUUAUUCUGAUAAAAGGAGUGUUAUUCUACAUUCUCAGUACUUAUUGUUAUAUUACCUAAAAGAUAAUAAGCAGGUUUUAAUAAAUGCAUGUUGCUAAUGUAUUUCUCUUUGCACAGAAGUAUAUGAAGCCAAUAAAUCGGUUAGCAUCAACUCCGAUUAUACUCCACUAACAUGAUUUGUCACUCAUCUCCCUAACACUGCUGUCCUUCAAUCUUAGACUAGAAAGUUUCUGAAUUUAAGGCACUUAUAACAAAUUUUAAAUCAGUAAUUAUGGAUCAGACUCCCAUAUAGGUGAAAUGUAAUUAUACAAAGUGGAGAUGAAGAGUUCAGCUGGGGUGAGUUUUUUUUGUUUUGUUUUGUUUUGUUUUUGUAGUGAAAUGUUUAUAGUUUGUGUGGUUUGGAUUUGUACAAUGUUAAUACAUUGUAUGUUAUGGUACAUUAAUAAAAUUAAUGAAACUCUCUGGA